Messenger RNA from Vigna radiata var. radiata (mung bean), 845 nucleotides. Its product is annotated as organelle RRM domain-containing protein 2, mitochondrial. Bases 76 to 510 code for a protein of 144 amino acids. Gene Ontology annotation, cellular component: mitochondrion. Gene Ontology annotation, molecular function: RNA binding. The transcript is spliced from 4 exons. The record is from RefSeq and is a predicted model, not a curated record. NCBI's taxonomy places the organism in Eukaryota, Viridiplantae, Streptophyta, Magnoliopsida, Fabales, Fabaceae. Gene Ontology annotation, biological process: mitochondrial mRNA modification.
GGCUUCGCCCUACUCGCACUCCUUACUCUCUCCAAUUCUCACGAGGGUUUUACUUGUAAGCUUAAACCCGCGGCCAUGGCGACGAGAGCAGCAGUGGCGGCGCCACGCGUUUUGCGACGCUUUUUCUGCUCAAACUCUGCUUCUUCUACUUUCCCUUUCAUUCCUACGCCGCCUACGGGCGCUGUCCCCACUCCCGCACGACCCACGGCGGAGCCCAACACCAAUCUCUUUGUCUCUGGGCUUAGCAAACGGACUACAACAGAAAAGCUUCGGGAAGAAUUUUCAAAGUUUGGUGAAGUCGUUCAUGCAAGGGUGGUAGCUGAUCGAGUCUCAGGCUACUCUAAGGGGUUUGGUUUUGUGCAAUAUGCAACAAUAGAAGAGGCUGCAAAGGGCAUUGAAGGAAUGGAUGGCAAGUUUUUGGACGGUUGGGUUAUAUUUGCAGAGUAUGCUAGACCAAGACCACCUCCAGGACAUCAAAAUAACAACAGUCCUCCGUUUGGCCGGCAGUGAUUCUUGUUGUUUGUCUGAAAACAUUCUUAUGCCUCAUUGAGCUCAUUGUCUCAAGUAGCAAUUGCAAAUCAUAAAUUAUUAUUUAGAUGCGUAUGCGUGAUGAGGUGGUCUUUAAUUAUCGAUAAAUGUUUUAAUUUAUUGUAAUGCAAGGAUAACCUAUAACGUCGUAAUGCCAGAUUUCCCUUCGAUAGCCUUUAGUAUUUUGUGGUUAUGUUAGGUAGUCCAAAGUAGCGUCAUUUUUGUACCAGAGUAUCGAAGCAGAUGUCUGUACUCCAUGGACUUACUAUUACUUGAAAAGAGAUAAAAAUGGGUAUUUUUCUACGAUAUAUAAUUUA